AUGGCGGCCUCCAUGUGCGACGUGUUCUCCUUCUGCGUGGGUGUGUCGGGUCGGGCUCCGGUCGCCGUGGAAGUCCGAUUCGUAAGCAGCGCUAAGGGAAAGGGCCUAUUUGCCACACAGCUGAUCCGGAAAGGGGAGACCAUCUUUGUAGAACAGCCCCUGGUGGCUGCACAGUUUCUCUGGAAUGCACUUUAUCGCUACCGAGCCUGUGACCACUGCCUUCGGGCACUGGAGAAGGCAGAGGAGAAUGCCCAGAGGCUGACUGGGAAACCGGGCCAGGUUCUGCCUCACCCUGAGCUGUGUGCCGUGCGCAAGGACCUCCACCAGCACUGUCCCCACUGCCAGGUGAUGUACUGCAGUGCGGAGUGUCGGCUGGCGGCCGCCGAGCAGUACCAUCAGGUCCUGUGCCCAGGGCCCUCCCAGGACGACCCCCUGCAUCCUCUCAAUAAGCUACAGGAGGCCUGGAGGAGUGUUCACUACCCCCCCGAGACUGCAAGCAUCAUGUUGAUGGCACGGAUGGUGGCCACAGUGAAGCAGGCUAAGGAUAAAGAUCGUUGGAUCAGGCUCUUUUCCCAGUUCUGUAAUAAAACAGCCAAUGAGGAGGAGGAGAUUGUCCACAAACUCCUGGGGGACAAAUUCAAGGGCCAGCUGGAACUUCUACGGAGACUCUUCACAGAGGCCCUUUAUGAGGAGGCGCUCAGCCAGUGGUUCACACCAGAUGGAUUCCGGUCUCUCUUUGCUCUUGUUGGGACCAAUGGCCAAGGAAUUGGGACCAGCUCCCUGAGCCAGUGGGUCCAUGCCUGUGACGCUCUGGAGUUGAAGCCUCAGGACCGAGAGCAGCUGGACGCCUUCAUUGACCAGCUGUACAAGGACAUCGAGGCAGCAACUGGAGAGUUUCUUAACUGUGAAGGAUCUGGCCUCUUUGUGCUUCAGAGCUGCUGUAACCACAGCUGUGUCCCCAAUGCAGAGACCUCCUUCCCAGAAAACAACUUCCUUUUGCAUGUCACGGCCUUGGAGGAUAUCAAGCCAGGAGAGGAAAUCUGUAUCAGCUACUUAGACUGCUGUCAGCGGGAGCGCAGCCGCCACAGCCGCCACAAGAUCCUCAGGGAGAACUAUCUGUUUGUCUGUUCCUGCCCCAAAUGCCUGGCAGAGGCUGAUGAACCCAACGUGACCUCGGAGGAGGAGGAGGAUGAAGAGGAGGAAGGAGAGCCAGAGGAUGCAGAGCUGGGGGAUGAGAUGACCGAUGUGUGA
Messenger RNA from Puma concolor (puma), 1251 nucleotides. RefSeq names its product SMYD family member 5 (gene SMYD5). Gene Ontology annotation, biological process: negative regulation of gene expression, epigenetic. The record is from RefSeq and is a predicted model, not a curated record. NCBI's taxonomy places the organism in Eukaryota, Metazoa, Chordata, Mammalia, Carnivora, Felidae. Gene Ontology annotation, molecular function: protein binding; histone H4K20 methyltransferase activity.